Messenger RNA from Paramecium tetraurelia, 3267 nucleotides. RefSeq lists its product as uncharacterized. NCBI's taxonomy places the organism in Eukaryota, Ciliophora, Oligohymenophorea, Peniculida, Parameciidae. The transcript has 2 exons. The record is from RefSeq and is a predicted model, not a curated record. Gene Ontology annotation, molecular function: protein binding.
AUGAUUUCCCAUGAUGAUACUAUUAAACAAUAAUCUCAACCAACAGAAACCUUUCGUAGAUUAAUGCUGCCUCAUAAGAGCGAGAUAGCUUUGGGCUUUUAGAGUUUGACAAAACAUACCAAUACUACCAAAAAUUUCUAAAGAAAACUAUAUACAACCAAUAAACCUGAGGUAGAUAGGAAUCAAGAGAAUGCCAAUGCUUCAUCCAGUUUUGAAAAAAACAUAGCUGAUGAACUUCUCAAACACGAAGUAUGCGAUUGGUAAUUCUUCAUGCAGAAGGAUUAAGAGAUAAUCCAACAAAUGAAUACUUCGGAUGAAUUCCCCUAAGAACCAACAUACAAAGCAAAAACCUAAGAAUCAACAAAUAGAAGUUCCUAAUUGCAAAAAGGAAAUGAAAGAUACCUCUAUUUUCAAAGAAUGAAACAAGGAAACAAACUUCUACCAAAUUUGAGCACCCAAGACUUUCUGAGUUCUGUAAGACACACAACUAAACUCAAUGAGUUUGCUAAGGUUUACAAACAAUAGCCUCAGAAUCUCUAUUUGAGUUUAAAUCUAUCAUAGCCUCAGAGAGUCCCCAAGACCUUCGGUUUGAUCCAAAAUACGCAACAAUUAGUUUCUGUGAACACCAAUCGAUGCCUAAGAUCUCGCGAGGAUUGUAGAGCAUUUUCUCACGCAAUGCAAACUCAACAAAGUAAGAGUAUAACCAGUUUACAAAUGAAUCAUAAUAUAUUUGAUCCCAUGCAACUCAGAGAUAUGCUUUUAAGUUUCCCAACAACGUUGAAAGAUAUAGAAUUGAUUGACUGUAAAUUACACUAUUAACAUAUGGAUGUAUUAAUGAGUUAUAUUAAUAAAAAUUAAAUUAGCAAAAUUAAUUUGGAAAAGAAUAACAUAAGGGAUUAAGGAUGUAAAAUAAUUGUGAAAUAUUUGAUGAAUAACUAUACUCUCCAACAUCUCAAUUUGAAUAAUAAUCAAAUUACAGAAUCUUCCUGUUUGGGUCUUUCCAAUUUAUUGAAAUAAACCUAAAGACUCCUAGAAUUAUAUCUUGGAUACAAUCAUUUAAAUUCAAGUGCUGGUAACACCAUUUGGAAAGCCAUGUAUAAGAAUACGAGCAUCAAAAUAUUAGAUUUAUCUCAUAACAAUAUUGCCUCACUUGAUUGUGCAACCUCAAUAGCUAAAGCAAUAGCCAGACCUUACAAUGAAUUGCUUCAUGUGGAUCUUUCAUACAAUAAGUUUACCUACUUGUAAGCCCAACUUAUAACUGAUGCAUUAAUUAAAAAUGAAACUAUUUAUGGGUUUCACUUUGAAGGAAAUCAGACUGAAUUGGUAGUCAAUUAGAACGGCUUCUUGAUGAAUAAUAUAUAAUAGAAAAAGGUGUAAAAUGACAAAUUGACCUUGCUUUAUAAGUAACCACAGUUUUUCAAAUUAUUGGAUCAACCUAAAAAGGAUGUUUUCAUAGCUGCCAAACAAUAUGAAGAAUUUGUUAUGCCCUAUAGUAGAUAAAGAAAAAUCAGAUCAACAAAACUAAAUGUCUAAAAAGUUAAUUAAAUGGGUAAGUUGGACACUUGUUGGAUUUGCGAAGGUUGGUAAGAAAUUAAAUUUGAAUGGACUGCAUAUAAAUCAGGAAGUCUCUACAAUGAACCCAUAUUCAUUCAUUUAGAUUUUGAAGAUUACAGACCUCUUUUGAUGACUCAUUUGAAUAAUGAAUUCUUUUUGGUUAAAAUGUGUCCACCCAAUUAAAAUAUUCACUACUUUUUCACUAACCCAAUUUUAGGAGUUUAAUAGCCAGCACUUGAUCAACCUAUUAUUUAAUUAGAAACUCCCUUGCCUUCCAUUCCAUUUCUAUAUAAUGAUGAAAUUUUAGUGGAUGGAAGUACAAUUGAAUGUCUGAAUGUGCUGAAAACCUUUAAUAAAUAGUAGUUAUUUGAUAAGUAUAUGCCAUUGGUAUAAUGCAAACCAAGAGAACCCUUGGCUAAAUUUGAUUUCUCCCCCUAUCUAAAUAUCAAGAAGCAUUGUUGGUCAGUGGAGAAUUCAAUAUUUCGAAAUUUCUAACCAGAUACUCCUCAAUUAAUUGAUUAAUGUUAUGAGUUUGACUUUUAAAAUUCGAAAGUUACGAGACUGGUUAAGGAGAAUGAGGUAGCAGAAGUGAAGGAAUCCCUAAGAGAGUUGUAUAGAAAUUUGUUUCAUGUUUAUAAAUAUCAUGCAUCUGGAUCUUUGAAUACUCCAAUACCUUGCAUUAUGAUACAAGAUUUCAUUGAUUUUUUGGUCUAGACUUCAUUAAUGGAUGGCAUGAAAACCAACGACAUUGAUAUCAGUUUUACUUCUACAAGUGCAGCAAAGGAUGUGGCCUUUCCUUAAGCAUUUGAAAAAGGUAUUGUCAGAUGUUAAUUGUUGGAAAUCAUGAUCAGAUUAUGCAAUGAUAAAUAUAUUAGAUCUGGAGUUUACACUACGAUGGUGGAUUCCAUUAAUGCUGUCAAACAAUAAUCUUAGGAAUAUUUUGCUAGAUUCGAUUAAUCAUAGCAAUGGAGAAAAACAAGACUUUGGAAUCAAAAAUGUGACAUCUUAUUAAAUGAUAGACUUGCCAUGCUCAAAUCCUUAUACAAAUAUUGUUGCAAAUUAAGUAAGAAACAACAAACUAAAUUUGAUUAUGUAUCAUUUUCAGAUUUUAAAGACUUCAUAUCUGAAUGCAAAUUGAUAUGUGAUGAUUUGAGUGAAAGGGAAUCCUAUACGGUAUAUCUCCAAUCCAUGGUUACAUAGAAGGAUGAACUAUUUUCUUCAAAACAUUAUUAAAUGAAUUUUCAAGAAUUUAUUGAAGCUUGUAGUCGACUAGCAGAAAAGCUAUCCAUAAUUAGAGGAGAUAAACCAAUGGAUCUAGAUGAUAGAAGAGUUAAGGAUUUACACACAAAAUUGGAUGGAUUUUUGUUGUAUGUCUAUUUAAAUAUUGGAAAUCAAAUGAAAACUGUUCUGUCUCCAAAUGAUCCCGAUAUCAAAGGAUUGGACAAAUGCAUGAUCAAUGAUUUCAAGUCACUGAAGUAGAAAUUGGAGGACUCAUUCACUGAUGGAGAUGAACCACCUUAUGAUCCAAAGGUUGAACUGCCUCACCUUUCAAGUUAGAUUACAAAUUUACUGGGAAAUACAAUUGGAGGCAAAAAGUAAACUCUUAGACAAUAGAUAAAACAAUUGAAAAAAGAGGAGCAAAAGUUCGCACUUAUUAAUUUUGUGUAAUACUUUAAGAGCUUACAACAAAUAAAUAAGGACUAAGAUGACUGA